Harpegnathos saltator (Jerdon's jumping ant) is the source of this 2125-nucleotide messenger RNA. RefSeq lists its product as uncharacterized. The transcript has 8 exons. Gene Ontology annotation, molecular function: cysteine-type peptidase activity. NCBI's taxonomy places the organism in Eukaryota, Metazoa, Arthropoda, Insecta, Hymenoptera, Formicidae. The record is from RefSeq and is a predicted model, not a curated record. Gene Ontology annotation, biological process: proteolysis. Bases 464 to 1795 code for a protein of 443 amino acids.
UCGGUCGCGCUGCUGCCGUCGCUCUCGUGGCGGCUCGUUCGAACCGAAUUGUGAUACCGAGACUUAGUUUAGCUUGCGUUUACCUCUCGUCUCCGCUCGGGUCAGUUAGGCUCGCGCUUUCAAGCCGCCAGCACCGUGUGUUCUCUUUUUCUCUCUCUCUUCUCUGUCUGUCUGUCUGUCUGUCUGUCUCCCUCUUUCUCUCUCUCUCUCUCUCUCUCUCUCUCUCUCUCUGUCUCUCUCCUUUUCUCUCUUCCUCUGUCCGUCCCGUAAUCGCUCUCUCGUGUAAUUCGCCUACAUCCCUCUACGUUGACCGCGUUUUUCGCGGAUUUUCUCGGUAUUUUUCCCUCUCCUACCUUGCUCGCGGUGCGAUCAGUUUCCGGCUGCUUCGAGGCACAUGCGAUCCGACGCUCGUCGAAGAAGAUAGUCCUCGAUUUGGACCCGACCGAGGCUCACCGUUUUCGAGAUGUGGACCGUACACUGCCAGAAUUUAGUGUUCAUCGCCUGUGUGUUCCUGCCCUCGCUCGUGAGAGGCAUUCCGGAUUACUCUGGGCUGCCGCCGGGGCCAUACUGCGCCUCGAGGUAUCCUGGGGGCAGUUGCUGCCCAGGACGACAGGACGACUGCAGCGCGCCGAUCCUCACGACGCUAUGCUAUUGUGAUGAUUUCUGCGAUCGAGACCGUGAAGAAGACUGCUGUCCGGAUUACUGGCAGCACUGCAGGGGCAUCGUGCCAAACGUCACAUCACCGCCCGAGGAGAUAAGAAGAUGCUUCUUCCAAGGGAAAGAGUAUAAUCAUGGACAAACGUUAAGAGUUAACUGCAACACAUGCAAAUGCUCCUCGCUCGGCAAGCGCGCCGAAGUGCUCUGCGAGGAGAACCGAUGCUUGAUCGAGCCGGAGUUAAUGGAGGAGGUCAACUUGCAAGGACCGACCUUGGGAUGGCAAGCGGGCAAUUAUUCCGAAUUCUGGGGAAGGACACUGCGGGACGGCGUGGAGCUACGCCUGGGUACUCUCAAUCCGUCGCAAUCCAUGUACAAGAUGAACCCGGUGCGACGUAUUUACGACCCGGACGCGUUGCCGCGGGAAUUCGACGCCAGAACACGCUGGCCGCGCGACAUAUCCGGCAUUCACGAUCAAGGAUGGUGCGGCGCGUCCUGGGCCGUCUCGACAGCCGACGUCGCGUCCGACCGAUUCGCGAUUAUGAGCAAGGGCGCCGAAGACGUAGAGCUGAGCGCGCAGCAUCUACUCUCUUGCAACAACAGAGGACAGCAAGGCUGCCGAGGCGGAUAUCUGGAUCGAGCCUGGCUCUUCAUGAGAAAAUUCGGAUUGGUGGACAAGGAGUGCUAUCCUUGGACCGGUAGGAAUGACCAAUGUAGACUACGCAAACGAAGCAACCUAAAUGUCGCCGGCUGUAGAAAGCCGCCAAACCCGCUGAGACAGGAAUUGUACAAGGUCGGCCCGGCCUAUCGUCUAGGUAACGAAACCGACAUUAUGCAGGAGAUCCUGACUUCUGGACCCGUGCAAGCUACCAUGAGAGUCUACCAGGACUUCUUUGUUUACAAGAACGGAGUGUACAGGCACUCUCGCAGCGCAGAACUGCAUGAUUCCGGUUACCACUCAAUGAGAAUCAUCGGAUGGGGCGAGGAGCCGUCUUAUCGCGGCCCACCGCUCAAAUACUGGCUAGUCGCGAACUCCUGGGGACGCCACUGGGGCGAGAACGGACUUUUCAGGAUUCAGAGGGGAACGAACGAGUGCGAGAUCGAAUCGUAUGUGCUGGCGGUUUGGGCUAAGACAAUAUAAAGAACACGAAGAUACCAAAGUACUAGAAUACCCGAUUGUCAUAAUCACUGUUGGUGCAUUUAUUGAAUCUCUCGGUCAGUCGGUCGAUCGGUCGAUCGGUCAGUUGGUCGGUUGGUAGCCCGCAACGGCGUACUUACGCCGUGUGGACGAGGAACAAUAUGUCGAUAUUGGAAAGUAUGUGAUCCAUGUGCCUCCGUAUACGCCUUAUUAAACGUAAGAUCGGGAGGGCCGAGGAGGGCCACUCAUAGAUAUUUAACGUAAGUACGACCGCGCGCACAUAAUCGAGAGAGCGCCUCCCCGUCGUUAUUUCCUCGGUCGUAUUACUCGUAG